AUGGCCGCCCGCAACACCCUGCGCCGCUCAUUGCUGUACGUCCCCGGAUCCUCUCAGCGCUUCCUCGACAAAUCCCGCUCUCUGGUAGCAGACUGCCUUGCCUAUGACCUGGAAGAUAGCGUGACCCCGCACAUGAAAGCGGAGGCACGAGGCUUGGUGCGGAGAGCUAUCGACCAGCCCACACCGGCGGGAAUUCGUGAACGGGCAGUUCGAAUCAAUUCGGUGGAUAGCGGACUGGCAUUAGGUGAUCUAACUGAAGUGCUGCAAUCACCGAACCUCACAACCAUCGUCAUCCCGAAGGUCAAUUCGGCUUCAGACCUCACUUUCGUCACGGAUGUUGUGAACCACACCCUUGCAGCGCAACAACAGUCGCCGGAAUCGAGACCUCCUAUCUCUCUACUUGCCCUCGUCGAGUCGGCCAAGUCGCUCACCAACCUAUCCCAGAUCUGCGCCGCCUCGCCCCUACUCCAAGGUCUAGUCUUCGCAGCCGAGGAUUUCGCGCUCGACCUAAGCAUCACACGCACACCAUCCCUAUCAGAAUUCCUCUUCGCGCGUUCAGCAAUCGCCACAGCCGCUCGCGCCGCAGAUCUACCCUCGACAAUCGAUCUAGUCUGCACAUCAUACAAAUCUGACAAAGCAGACGGGUCACCUCCCGCAGCAUUGGAAGAGGAGUGCAAAGAUGGUAGGAGAUUAGGAUUUAAUGGGAAGCAGUGUAUCCACCCGACGCAGGUGAAGACUGCGAAUGCGAUUUUCGGGCCUGACGCGGAAGAGUCGCAGUGGGCGAUGCGGGUUGUUAUUGCGGAUGAGAAGGCUGCUGCUGCGGGACGGGGUGCUUGGACUUUGGAUGGGAAGAUGAUUGAUGUGCCUGUUGCGAGGAAGGCGAAGGCUAUUGUGGAGAAGGCGGAGGCUUGUGGCGUUGAUGUCAAGGCUUUGCGGGAGCAGUGGCAGCAUCAGGAACCCGAGUAA
Molecule: messenger RNA, 966 nt
Organism: Penicillium cinerascens
Lineage: Eukaryota; Fungi; Ascomycota; Eurotiomycetes; Eurotiales; Aspergillaceae
Product: HpcH/HpaI aldolase/citrate lyase family protein
Exons: 3
Coding region: 1-966 (321 amino acids)
Biological process (GO): oxaloacetate metabolic process
Molecular function (GO): magnesium ion binding; catalytic activity
Source: RefSeq, a predicted model, not a curated record